This is a messenger RNA of Syzygium oleosum, 4396 nucleotides long. Its product is annotated as putative disease resistance RPP13-like protein 1. The coding region runs from base 176 to 4261 and encodes 1361 amino acids. Gene Ontology annotation, biological process: defense response to other organism. The record is from RefSeq and is a predicted model, not a curated record. The transcript has 2 exons. Lineage: Eukaryota; Viridiplantae; Streptophyta; Magnoliopsida; Myrtales; Myrtaceae. Gene Ontology annotation, molecular function: ADP binding.
CUUGUGGACAAAACGUAUAUUUAUUUUGAUUUCUCUAACCCCCGAGUUUUGUUUGAUCUUUUUUGUAGGUGAAAGUCUUGGUCUUCCUGGACUUUAUAGUUUUCUCUCUCUGUAAGCUCAUCAUCACUUUGCUUCCCCAUAACCCUUGUUGUUCUCUACAGUGACUAAUUCACCCAUGGCCAUUGGAGAGAUCUUUUUGGGUUCCUUCUUUCAGGUCUUGUUCGACAAGUUGACUUCUCUGACAUUGGACUAUGCGCAGCGAGAAGGAAUCAGCAAAGCCCUUGAUGAGUGGAAGGGGAUGCUGGAAACAAUCAAUGCCGUGCUAGAUGGUGCACAGGACAAGCAACUGAGUGGUGACCGUCUAGUGAAGCAGUGGCUGGACGAUGUUAGGGACUUGGCCUAUGACAUGGAAGACUUGCUUGAUGAGUUCGAUAUCGAAGCCACUAAGGCCAAGUCGGAGGCAGAAUCCAGCACAAGCAGAGGUCAGUUGAAAAGGAAGUUCUCUUUCUUUAACCAAUCACGCUCGCACGUGUCUGAGACCAAGGUACAAGAGAUUAAUGGCAGGUUGGAAAAGAUUCUCACCAUGAAGGCUCAUCUAAGCUUGAGAGAGAAUGCUGUGGACAGAUCCAACUACACCAACAAAAGGCUCCCCAGCACUUCUUUGCCAGAGCUUCAGUUUUUCGGUAGGGAGGAGGAAGAGGCACAGGUACUUGAACUAUUGAUAAGUGAUGUCCAAAAUUCUGAUGCUACUCUGAGCAUAAUUCCCAUAGUUGGGAUGGGUGGUGUUGGAAAGACAGCCUUGGCUCAACGGCUGUAUAAUGAUCCUAGAGUGAACAGCUAUUUCGAGAGGAGAGCAUGGGUCUGCGUUUCGGAUGUUUUUGAUGUUCUCGACAUAACGAAGACUAUUUUGCAGUUGAUCAGCAAAUCGCCCUGCGAGGGCAAAGAUCUUAACUGGCUUCAAGUUAAGUUGAAAGAUGAUUUGUCUGGGAAGAAGUUUCUUAUGGUUUUAGACGAUGUAUGGAAUGAGAAGUAUGGUGAAUGGACAUCCCUCUUAAAGCCGUUUGAAGUUGGGGCCAAGGGAAGCAAGAUCAUCAUCACGACGCGCAACCGUUCUGUUGUUUCCAUAACAGGAGCUUCGCCAUAUCCUUUGAAGGAGUUGUCCAUUAAUAGCUGUACUAGCUUAUUAUCCUAUCAUGCUCUGGGAGCAAGAAAUUUUGAGAGGCACCCAGGUCUUGAAACAAUUGGCAAGAAAAUGGCUGAAAAAUGUAGAGGUUUACCUUUGGCAGUGAAGAUAUUGGGCGGUCUCCUACGUAAUAAAGAGAAUCCCAACGAAUGGGAAGCUAUUUUAAAAAAUAGAAUUUGGGAUGUAGCCACGGGAGAAAAUGAUGAGGUUCUUCCAGCUUUGAAAUUGAGCUAUGUGCAUCUUCCUUCUUAUCUGAAGAGAUGUUUUGCAUAUUGCGCAGUAUUUCCAAAGGACUACGAAUUUGAGAGGGACGAUGUUGUACUCUUAUGGAUAGCAGAGGGCUUUUUAGAUGGACGGAAAGCAAAAGAGAAUAUCUUGAAAUUAGGAUGCAAUUACUUCGAUGAGUUAGUAUCCAGAUCCUUUUUUCAACAAUCCAGUGUUGACACAUCCAAGUUUUCGAUGCACGAUCUUUUGAAUGACCUGGCAAAGUCAAUUGCGGAUGUGACAUGCUUUACCUCUAGCGAGUCUCAGCUAGUGGGUGAUGAAGAUAAUGCCUCUCUUGAAGAGAAAGCUCGCUAUGCAUCAUUCAUCUCAUCGGGGUAUGUUACAUCAAGAAGCUUGAGAGCAUUUGCUGGAAUGAAGGCACUAAGAAGUUUAAUGCUGCUGAUUGCUCAAUUUGAUCAUGUCGGAAAAAAAAUCUAUAUUUCCAAAAAGGUGCUGCAUGAGUUGCUAACAAACUCGAAGUACUUGCGGGUGUUAUCAUUAUGUCAUUGUGACAUCAUAGAGGUACCGGAUUGUGUUGGUGAUUUAAAACAUCUCCGAUAUCUUAAUCUCUCAUACACUAGCAUCAUAAGGCUACCCGAGUCAAUUUGCGCCAUGUGCAAAUUACAAGCUUUGAUCUUAAAAGGUUGUUUGCGCCUUUCUAUGUUGCCUCAAGAUAUCACAAAUUUGGUCAGCUUACAGUUUCUUGACAUUAGAGAUACAGAGAGUCUAAAAGAGAUGCCGUUGAGUAUUGGUAAUUUGAAGAAUCUUAUUAUCUUGUCCAAGUUCGUGGUAGCACCAGAGAAAGGGUCACAGUUAAAGGAGUUAAAGAACUUGCCGCAUCUUCAGGGAGGAUUAAUCGUAUCUGAAUUGCAAAAGGUGGAAGAAGUUAGAGAUGCUAAUUUGUUGGGAAAGGAGGGCCUCAGCAACUUAAUCUUGCUUUGGGAUAAAGAUUUUGGAAAUCUCCGAAAUGAUGAGCAUGAAGAACAGGUGCUUCGUGCUCUACGACCUCACACUAAUCUUGAAAAUCUCACUAUCUCGUACUACGGUGGUGGACUAUUCCCGUCAUGGUUAGGUUAUCCAUGUUACUCUAAGAUAGUGUCUUUGUGCUUGCGUGACUGUCCUAAUGUUAAAUCACUGCCAUCACUUGGACAGCUACCUUCACUUAGAGAAUUAUCUCUUGAAGGUUUAAAUACAGUAAGCAUGAUAGGCUCUGAAUUUUACGGAAUUGAACGCCCUUUUCCAUCCUUAACAAUUUUGAAGUUUGAUCGGAUGUCGGCAUGGAAAGAUUGGUCUCGUUAUACCAGAGGCCAAGAAAACGAAGUACCAUUCUCCUGUCUUCGGCAUCUUGUUGUCCAGAGCUGUCCUGAGUUGACAGGGACAUUGCCUUAUCAACUUGAUCAUCUGUUAGAGCUCAAAAUUCGUCAUUGCCAGCGUUUGAAUGACUCAACAGGUGUGGUUUGUCUUCCAUCUCUCCAUAAGUUAUAUUUUGAGGAUUGCAACAGGGAGAUCUUAAAGAGUUUCGUCAACCUAUCUUCUCUAACCAUAUUAAAAAUUGAAAAUCUUGCGGAGCUUGUUUGCUUUGAUCCAAGGUUUAUGAGCUGCAUGCAUAAGUUGAAGGAGCUCGAUAUAGGAGGCUGUGGCAAGCUAACCUACCUGUGGCAAGAUGGAAAUGAAAUGCGAAAACUUACUUGCCUCGAGAGUGUAGUCAUCAAAAAUUGUCCACGAUUCACAUCAUUUGUGGCGGAAGAAGGAGAGAUAGAGCUAUUGUGCAACCUUGAAAGGAUGGAAUUGACAAAUUGCACGAGUUUGGAAAGGCUUCCAAGCAAGAUGCAUGCACUUAGACGUUUGACCAUUUCGAAUUGUCCAAAAAUCAUGGGACUAACCAUUCCUCAAGAUGACCCCGAUAGCAAUAACACGAUGUCACAAUUUGAAUAUCUGCAGAGUAGUCAUCAAGACUCUCGGAUAUCAUUUUCGUUUGCCAAGGGUAGACUUGCUGCUUUGAGGGAACUUUGUCUUCAGGAGUACGAGGGACUGGAGUCGCUGGAAGAGAUCACCGAAGUAGAAUCGCUGAAAUUUUUGGUUAUUUCCGACUGUAAGAAUCUGAGAAGCUUACCUCAGUGUCUUCACACGCUCGCCCAUCUCACUCAUUUGAAAAUAAGUAGCUGUCCAGAAUUGGAGGUGGAGGACUUCCCUCCCCUUCCCACGUCCCUAUCGACACUUGAUCUUUUUAUGUGCCCGAAGAUAAAGUCCCUACCAAAUGAGUGGCAUCGUCUUACUUCCCUCCGGGAACUACAGAUUACGUGGUGUGAAAAUAUCGAACGCUUCCCCAGAGGAGGCUUGCCUCCCAAUUUGCGGUCCUUUGAAAUUAGGGACUGCGAGAACCUGAAGCAGCCAAUGAGAGAAUGGGGCCUACACAUGCUCACUUCCCUCGAGAUACUGAUAAUUGACGGAUGGAGCAUGGGAGGGGACGGAGAGAAGGUGCGGUUUCCUUCGGAGGAGAACGAGGAGGAGGAGGAUGCGUGGAGUCUUCUCUUCCCUUCCUCUCUAGCCCUUCUUGCAAUUAGAGAGAUGAAGAACGUGGAAAGACUGUCGAGCGGUCUUCGCAACCGUCUCUCCUCUCUCCGACUGUUAUGGAUCCAAGAAUGCCCGAAGUUGAGGUACUUGCCAGAGGAUGGCCUCCCUCCCUCCCUCCAACGAUUGGAGAUAUAUCGAUGCGAGAUUCUGAAAGACCGAUGCUCAAACCUCGGUGGCGACUAUUGGCCCCUCAUCCAAGACAUCCCGAGCAUCAACAUUGAUAACCAUCAGAUCUGGUGAAUUGAUUCGGCCAUGUACAGUGGGUUUCCUAGGGUUCGGGUGAGUUUUAUGGUUUUUGGAGGCAUCGAUUUCCAUUUCUGCUUCCUCGAUUCGAUGCUUAAUACCAAAUGAUACUUUCCCGUGGAGAUGUCUCAC